Chilo suppressalis (striped riceborer) is the source of this 1080-nucleotide messenger RNA. The record is from the annotation of a GenBank genome assembly. NCBI's taxonomy places the organism in Eukaryota, Metazoa, Arthropoda, Insecta, Lepidoptera, Crambidae.
GUAAAAAUGGCAGCUCGCAAGAAAAUAGAGCUCUUCAUUGAUAUACACAAUGAAAAGGAAUUCGAGAACGUACUGACAUCAAAUCCAGAUAGGCUUAUAUGUGCAGAGGUGUACAACACUUGUUUCGGCUCUUGUACAGCGCUGGAUCGGCUGUUCACCAUCAUCAAAUUGGACUGGAGCGACGGUCAAAUGAUAUUACUUAAGGUGCCGGCAGAAGAAAUCGAAGCGUUGCAGAGAUUCCGCUACCAAAGCGAACCAGUUUAUUUGUUUAUUAAGAAUCUGAAGGUAACGAAGGUUUUGAGAGGUGUAGACGCCAUCAGGAUGGCUGAAGUGGCAAAGGCGGAGCUGAACUACCACAAAAUGGAGCUGAGUAGUGCUGCGACUGACAGGUCCACCUACGACCUGAGCCAGCCGACGCCGGAUGAAAUGGAGUGGAUGACUAAAAGAUCUGUCGAGAAGAAGCUAGAAGCCUUAACGUUGGCCAGCCGACGGGCGGCGCGGCAGGCGGCCCGCAAGCGGCACCGCGCGGAACUGAUGGUGCCGCGCUUAAGACAUCUGAACUUCGUACUGUUCUGGCCACAUGCCACCAAUGCGCACCCGGAGCUUUACGAGCGAUGGGAUUUGAACAACAUCGUGAUGGUCGGUCGGGAAGUGUUACAGCUGACCAAGGCAACGGCCGAGGACAUACUGUACGCGGGAGAUGCUCCCAUCAACGAAGCCUCAAUGCAUGUGCUCUUGUCUGCACCAGCCUUAGCCAUAUGUUUCCGGUUACUUGAUACCGACAAGCAUUUUGUAUGUCAUUAUCCAUCUAGGAAGUUUGCACAUUUGAUGAAGAAAGCUAAUUCUCCCAAUUGUGAAGUAUGUACAAAGUGGACGAUGUCCAACACAUUUUGAUGGAAUGUGUGAAGAACAGAAGAGAGAAAGAGCUAUUCAUACAACAACAUCAACUUAAUUUUGUAAUUAUAGAUUCGUUUGUGGAAAUAUUAGCACUACCAAACUCAGAUGCAGCAAAGUCGAUGUUUGAUAUGGUUUUCGCUAGUAAGAAUAGCUCGCCCUCUCCAAUGUUUUAGAUUAAAUUAG